Messenger RNA from Malania oleifera, 924 nucleotides. RefSeq names its product thiol protease SEN102-like. Gene Ontology annotation, molecular function: cysteine-type endopeptidase activity. Gene Ontology annotation, cellular component: lysosome. The transcript is spliced from 3 exons. Lineage: Eukaryota; Viridiplantae; Streptophyta; Magnoliopsida; Santalales; Ximeniaceae. The record is from RefSeq and is a predicted model, not a curated record. Bases 1 to 924 code for a protein of 307 amino acids.
AUGGCUUCAAAGCACAAACAGUGGACAGCUACCAUGAUCUGGUUGACAGUUGUACUGCUGCUUUCUUGCAUGCGGGCGUGCCAGGCCUCGACUUCAUAUCCCAGUGUGUAUGGGUACGAGCAGUACAUGCACCAAAGGUACCAGGAGUGGUCCGCCAAGUACGGCCGGCUGCAUGUGGACGCCGACGAGAGGGACCGCCGAUUUGAGAUAUUCAAGAGCAACGUGAAACUCAUAGAUCUCCAUAACCGCGCCGGGAACCAUCCCUACAAAUUAUCCGUCAAUCAGUUUGCAGACCUGACACUGGCGGAGUUCAUGGCCACCCUGAACUUGGUAUCAAUUAAAAUGGGUUCUUGUUGGGCAUUCUCUGUGGUAGCAGCCGUCAAAGGAAUCACUCAAAUAAAAACUGGCAACCUAAUUUCUCUAUCAGAACAAGAGUUAGUGGAUUGUGACAGAAAGCUUAAUAUGGGCUGCUUGGGAGGACUAAUGGUAUAUGUCUUCCAGUUCAUUAAAAAAAAUGGUCUUGCCCGUGAAACUAACUACCCAUACAGUGGAAGCGAUGGCGGACAUUGCAACUUGAAGAAAAUGACCAAUAAAGCUGCAGCCGCUAUCAGUGCCUUCGAACGAGUCCCCGCCAAUAGCGAGAAUGCGUUGUUGAAGGCGGUGGCUAACCAGCCAAUCUCGAUUGCCAUCAACGCUAGAAGUAGGCAAUUCAGGUACUACCGCGGCAGGCUAUAUACAGGUUGGUGCGAUAGUAGAUUGAACCAUGCCAUGACUCUGGUUGGUUAUCAGACUGACGAUGAAACUGGUGUGGAGUAUUGGUUGCUGAAGAAUUCUUGGGGUCUAGAAUGGGGUGAAGAUGGGUAUAUGAAGAUUCUGCGAGGUCGGUGUCGACUCGCUAGGGAUGCUUCCUAUCCCGUAAUCUAA